GCCAGACCAGCUUCACUGUCAAAAUCUUCGUCAAGUGCCGAUAGGUUGACAAAGCAACGCCAUGCGUAUUACAUGGAGACUGAGUGUUGCGCAUAUUGUUCUUGCGCCAUCACUAUUUCAUCCAACAUUGAACUCAUGAAACAUCUAACCAAGAGAUGUCUAUCGAAACGGUUCGCUCCAGCAGCCGAACGUCUCGAAAUUGUGGAUUGUGGGUAAUUUUCCACUCAUGUGCACAGACUCUUCACCUAUGCGGAACAACACGUCAUCUACAGAGCGGCAACGACUUUCUCAUUGUUAUUGAUUUCCUUCCCAACACAUAUGCCGGGACCUGUUCUCUGAUAGUCAGCAUUGCGAGUUGCACAUACGAGAAGGGAUACAUUUCGACCGACUCCACCUACUUAAUAUUCCCACGAUACCCAAGAUACACCAACGGGAUAUGCAACUCAGUCACUUCAUUGUCUCCUAUGUCGACAUUCAGUCAAAUGGUUCUGCUUUCAAUAUUGGUAAAAACGGCGUCUGCAAGCAAUUUGCUAUUAAUUGGUGGUUCUAAGCGGCCACGAAUCUGAAACCGAGACCGAACCCACAAAGAAUGAGAAGACGAUUGGCCCCUUUUGCCGCCUGUAUCUGCAACAUGAAUCUCAAUUAAAAGCAUAAGAGAGGCCUGAUGGCAUCU
Truncatella angustata is the source of this 673-nucleotide messenger RNA. RefSeq lists its product as uncharacterized. The transcript is spliced from 2 exons. NCBI's taxonomy places the organism in Eukaryota, Fungi, Ascomycota, Sordariomycetes, Amphisphaeriales, Sporocadaceae. The coding region runs from base 156 to 566 and encodes 136 amino acids. The record is from RefSeq and is a predicted model, not a curated record.